AUGUCAGGGGAUGAGGAGUUCUACCUGUUUAAGAACAUCUCGCCAGUGGGCCCGUGGGAUGGUCCCCAGUACCACAUUGCUCCGGCCUGGGCCUUCCGCUUGCAGACAGCUUUCAUGGGCUUUGUCUUCUUCGUAGGGACGCCCCUCAACGGCGUGGUGCUCAUCGCCACACUUCGCUACAAGAAGCUGCGCCAGCCGCUCAACUACAUCCUGGUCAACAUCUCUUUGGCCGGUUUCAUCUUCUGCGUCUUCUCCGUCUUCACAGUCUUCGUGUCUAGCUCCCAAGGCUACUUCGUCUUCGGCCGCCAUGUCUGUGCGAUGGAGGGCUUCCUGGGCUCUGUGGCAGGUUUGGUGACGGGCUGGUCAUUGGCCUUCCUUGCCUUUGAGCGCUUCAUUGUCAUCUGUAAACCUUUUGGCAACUUCCGCUUCAAUUCCAAGCACGCAACAAUGGUGGUCCUGGCUACCUGGGUCAUCGGCAUUGGGGUUUCCAUCCCACCCUUCUUUGGCUGGAGCCGGUAUAUUCCCGAAGGCCUGCAGUGCUCCUGUGGCCCUGACUGGUACACAGUGGGCACAAAAUACCGCAGCGAAUACUAUACUUGGUUCCUCUUCAUUUUCUGUUUCAUUGUGCCUCUCUCCCUCAUCUGCUUCUCCUACUCCCAGCUGCUGGGAGCCCUCCGAGCCGUUGCAGCCCAGCAACAAGAGUCAGCCACCACGCAGAAGGCAGAGCGGGAGGUGAGUCGCAUGGUAGUGGUGAUGGUGGGCUCCUUCUGCCUCUGCUACGUGCCCUACGCCGCCCUGGCCAUGUACAUGGUCAACAAUAGGAACCACGGGCUGGACCUACGGCUUGUCACCAUCCCUGCCUUCUUCUCUAAGAGUGCUUGCGUCUACAACCCCAUCAUCUACUGCUUCAUGAACAAGCAGUUCCAUGCCUGCAUCAUGGAGAUGAUAUGUAAAAAGCCAAUGACAGAUGAUUCUGAAACAACCAGCUCUCAGAAAACCGAAGUCUCCACUGUUUCCUCCAGCCAAGUUGGGCCUAGUUAA
Molecule: messenger RNA, 1041 nt
Organism: Antechinus flavipes (yellow-footed antechinus)
Lineage: Eukaryota; Metazoa; Chordata; Mammalia; Dasyuromorphia; Dasyuridae
Gene: OPN1SW
Product: opsin 1, short wave sensitive
Exons: 5
Coding region: 1-1041 (346 amino acids)
Biological process (GO): G protein-coupled receptor signaling pathway; phototransduction; visual perception
Cellular component (GO): membrane; photoreceptor outer segment
Molecular function (GO): G protein-coupled receptor activity
Source: RefSeq, a predicted model, not a curated record